Talaromyces proteolyticus is the source of this 798-nucleotide messenger RNA. RefSeq names its product kinase-like domain-containing protein. The record is from RefSeq and is a predicted model, not a curated record. Lineage: Eukaryota; Fungi; Ascomycota; Eurotiomycetes; Eurotiales; Trichocomaceae. Bases 1 to 798 code for a protein of 265 amino acids. The transcript has a single exon.
AUGUCUAGUGAACAAGGGGACCCGAUUCAUGGCCGAGAAAUUUACAACUAUUUCGGAAAUCGAGUUGUAGAAUCAAUAACAUCCGAAGGCAAUCUAGUCGCCGUCAAAGUCAAGCCAAAGGAAAUCAAGAAGGCAAUUCGAUUAGAAGCUCUGAUGCUGAAAUAUGCUUCUGAGCAGCCCGGUCUUCUAGUCCCCCGAUAUCGCGGCUGCUAUCGAGUUGGAAAGUACGACAUCGUGAUCGUCACUGAUCUUGUUCGGGGCACGUCUCUCGACAAAGUGUGGCAUGCGAUGAAUAAAACACAACAAGACUCCGUCAAAGAACAACUGAAAGAGCAAGUGCAACUUUUUAGACGUUGCACUCAGCCUUAUAUCGGACGCAUUGGCAACCACGAGGCGUCGAAUUUUUACGAGAGACUCGGUACUGGAUUUGAGUUCAUGGGUCCAUUUGAUUCCGAGGAGGAGUUUGAUAAUUGGUGUCUUCAGCGUGUGCGAUCAUCAUUUAGUCGGGCACUGUGGACACGACUCAUCACGAAAAUGCGUGGAUCGUCCGAGACCGAGUUUGUCUUAACCCACGGCGAUCUUUCGGCGCGGAAUAUUAUGGUUGAGGAUGGCAGAAUCACGGGGAUUUUGGAUUGGGAGCAUAGUGGGUUUUUCCCCAAAUAUGUGGAAUAUGCGGCCGCAAUGGAAAUUUGCGAUGGACAUGAGAAAUGGUGGAGGCCUGUUCUGAAAGAGGUUCUUGAGCCUUGUGGAGUGUUAAGGCUGAGGUUUCAAGCCAAGGUGAAGAACAGGGGGUGGUAA